Trypanosoma grayi is the source of this 993-nucleotide messenger RNA. RefSeq names its product macrocin-O-methyltransferase domain-containing protein. The record is from RefSeq and is a predicted model, not a curated record. The transcript has a single exon. The coding region runs from base 1 to 993 and encodes 330 amino acids. NCBI's taxonomy places the organism in Eukaryota, Euglenozoa, Kinetoplastea, Trypanosomatida, Trypanosomatidae.
AUGCUUUCCCGCUCACUCCGGCGUCACGGCACUGCCGAAGUGGUCGCGGCCAUCAAAGCAGGGAGGCAUACGGAAGCGCUGCUGCAGCUGAAUGCAAAGAAACGUGCGCGGCAGCAUGAAGAAAACGUGGAUUACGGCCGUGCACUAUGUUUCCUUGCGGGCGCCGGGGAUGCGUUGCACGCACGACAGGCCCUUCUGGAGGAAUUGCGCCACUUUCCUGACAAUGGCCCCGCUCGCAUGCUCCUCUAUGAGGUGAACGGCAAGGUUCGUCCACUCCUCCUUCCCCCCGAAGAAGUGAUGAAGGACGAGCCGCUUUUCGGCUUACUGUGUGAUGCUCUCUUGGAUCACACAAUGCUUUCAUGGACACGACUCUACAGUUUGUACAAUCUUGCCAGAGAGAUUUGCUCUAGCAAGUGCAGUCAAGGUGGUGUUUUGAUGGAGUGUGGUGUUGCUGGAGGAGGUUCAGCUGUGCUUCUUGCUGUUGUAGCAGCGCAUUGCAGUGAUUUCCCACGAAGAGUGUACGCUCUAGACACAUUCGACGGCAUGCCAGAUCCCACAACGUCGGAUGUUUUGGAUAACAGUGGCAUUCCAGCGGAGUCAACGUCGUGGGGAUCUGGGACGUGUAGUGCGUUACAGGAUAACGUUCGACGUCUUGCCAAAAACUUUGAUGUGGAUGAACGGCUGGUGAUUGUUCCAGGAAUGUUUCAAAGGACGUUGCCGGACGUUCUAAAAGAUAUCGGUGAGGAGGGCAUCGCGAUGCUGCACGUGGAUGCGGACUGGUACGAAUCAACGAAGUCUGUGUUGGACCUCGCGUGGCCGGGUGUGCGCAGGGGCGGUGUGGUGCAGGUGGAUGACUACUACUACUGGAGCGGGUGCCGCAAGGCGGUGGAUGAGUUCAUGCUGGAUCAGACAAAGUUGCUAACAGCGGCACUGCAGCAGUCGAUGAAGCUGCAAGCGGUUGAUGGCAACGCGGUGUAUUUCACAAGGCCGUGA